UCUCCAUCACAAGUAACAAAGAGAACCAUUCCAAUUAUCAAAUCAUAAAGAAGCUUGUUUAGUCUUAUCAUCAACAAUCAUGUGUAACCAAAAGUACGACGGAGAAGGAAGAGCUUCAACUUUCCUUAGGCUUUGGCCUUUCAUGGGAAGACUGCAAAAGCGCUUCUCGCAUAAAUUAGCAGCAGCCAAAGAGUUGGGUGCUUUUGAAGAAGAAGAUCAAUGGGAAGUGCCAACUACAGUACCCGGCGAUGUGAAGGAAGGGCAUUUCGCGGUGUUGGCGGCGAAGGGUGAUGAGAGAAAGAGGUUUGUUGUUAAGCUUAAGUACUUAACAAGCCCUGCGUUUCUGAGACUACUUGAACAGGCUGAGGAGGAAUAUGGAUUCGAACAAAUCGGUGCGCUUAUUGUUCCUUGCCGUCCCGACGAAUUGCGCAAGAUUUUAGAAUGAAAUUGUGGAGAUAAGAUCCAAUUUUGAAGAUCACCUGGCUGCAUACAUGACCUUCUUGUAAAUUGUCGUAUGGUUAUACUAGGCAACUUAACUCAUGUUAUUCUUUCAUUGAUAUGAGUAACUAAACCAAUUUUAAUGUUUCAUUCUGUAAUUAAUGUACUAAUUGGUUAAAUAACCAUGUUAAUGCAUUAUUCUUUAAUCAAUUUUUUCGUGGUCUCGGCCUUUAU
Molecule: messenger RNA, 672 nt
Organism: Morus notabilis
Lineage: Eukaryota; Viridiplantae; Streptophyta; Magnoliopsida; Rosales; Moraceae
Product: auxin-responsive protein SAUR32
Exons: 1
Coding region: 80-445 (121 amino acids)
Biological process (GO): response to auxin
Source: RefSeq, a predicted model, not a curated record